AAGAUGGCUCGUACUAAACAAACGGCUAGAAAAUCGACUGGAGGGAAAGCUCCUCGUAAACAAUUAGCGACGAAAGCCGCCCGUAAAAGCGCACCAGCUACUGGUGGAGUAAAAAAACCUCAUCGUUAUAGGCCAGGUACUGUAGCUCUUCGUGAGAUAAGACGUUAUCAAAAGAGUACCGAAUUACUUAUUAGAAAAUUGCCAUUUCAACGAUUGGUUCGUGAAAUAGCACAAGAUUUUAAAACAGAUUUACGUUUUCAAAGUUCAGCGGUUAUGGCUCUCCAGGAAGCUAGUGAGGCUUAUUUGGUAGGUCUAUUCGAAGAUACUAAUCUGUGUGCCAUUCAUGCUAAAAGAGUCACCAUUAUGCCCAAGGAUAUCCAAUUGGCUAGAAGAAUUUGCGGAGAACGAGCAUAAA
This is a messenger RNA of Diorhabda sublineata, 415 nucleotides long. Its product is annotated as histone H3-like. Bases 4 to 414 code for a protein of 136 amino acids. Gene Ontology annotation, molecular function: structural constituent of chromatin; DNA binding; protein heterodimerization activity. The record is from RefSeq and is a predicted model, not a curated record. Gene Ontology annotation, cellular component: nucleosome. The transcript has a single exon. NCBI's taxonomy places the organism in Eukaryota, Metazoa, Arthropoda, Insecta, Coleoptera, Chrysomelidae.